AAAAAUGGGGUAUUGGCUAUGCGCUGCGGGGACGCAGACUUUUUCAAAGCCGCCUUUUUGACCCUCUUCCGUUGCCGUACUCGUAUCUCCCACCACCGUUUUCCAGCACACAAACACACGUGGAUUUUACAGACCGAAGGCACAAACAACAAUAAUAUGGCAAGCCACGGGCUCUCUUACGACGGCUGUAAUUUCUUCAGACAGCGGCUGGUUCUGUCCACACUCAGUGGGAAGCGAGUUAAAAUAAAAAACAUCCGCUCUAAAGACGACGACCCGGGGCUCCGCGAUUUUGAAGCCAGCUUCAUCAGACUCCUUGACAAGGUGACCAAUGGCUCCACAAUAGAGAUUAACCAAACAGGUACCGUCUUAUUCUACCAGCCCGGUUUGUUGUACGGAGGAGCUGUGGAACAUGACUGCAGCCCGCAGCGAUCCAUCGGAUACUACCUGGAGGCUCUGCUCAUGCUGGCCCCUUUCAUGAAAACGUCUCUGAAGGCAACUCUGAGAGGCGUUACCAACGACCCCACCGACCCCACGGUGGACCUGCUGAAGACCACGGCCCUCCCCCUGAUGAAGAAGUUUGGGAUUGAUGGAGAGGGUUUUGAUCUGAAGGUGUUGAAAAGAGGGGUUGCACCCGGUGGGGGUGGAGAAGUGACUUUCACGUGCCCCGUCCACAGGACCAUCAGACCGGUCCAGCUGACCGAUCCAGGCAAAAUCAAAAGGAUCAGAGGCGUGGCAUACUCGGUGCGAGUUUCUCCCCAGAUGGCCAACAGGAUCGUGGAUUCGGCCAGAGGCGUCCUCAACCAGUUCCUCCCAGACAUCUACAUCUACACAGAUCACAUGAAAGGAGCCAACUCCGGCAAGUCUCCGGGGUUUGGUCUGACGUUGGUGGCGGAGACGCUGAAUGGCUGCUUCCUGAGCGCAGAGAUGUCGUCCACGCCACAGGGGCAGGGAGACCCCGUGCUGCCGGAGGAACUCGGCCGAAGCUGCGCCAAACUGCUUUUAGAAGAGGUGUACAGGGGCGGCUGUGUGGACUCCACCAAUCAGAGCCUGGCGCUGCUCCUGAUGACCCUUGGCCAGCAGGACGUAUCAAAGGUUCUGCUCGGACCCCUGUCGCCGUACACGAUCGAGUUCCUGCGCCACAUCAAAGAUUUCUUCCAGAUUAUGUUCAAAAUUGAGGUCCAGAAGCCUUCAGAAGAUGAGAGGAAGGGUGGAGACAAAGUUUUGAUGACCUGUGUCGGAGUAGGAUUCAGCAACAUAAACAAAACUCUCAAAUAAAUUAUUUUUUGUACAAAAA
This is a messenger RNA of Menidia menidia (Atlantic silverside), 1294 nucleotides long. The record is from the annotation of a GenBank genome assembly. NCBI's taxonomy places the organism in Eukaryota, Metazoa, Chordata, Actinopteri, Atheriniformes, Atherinopsidae.